This is a messenger RNA of Saprolegnia parasitica CBS 223.65, 994 nucleotides long. RefSeq lists its product as hypothetical. The record is from RefSeq and is a predicted model, not a curated record. Gene Ontology annotation, cellular component: nucleus. Gene Ontology annotation, molecular function: tRNA binding. The coding region runs from base 26 to 916 and encodes 296 amino acids. Gene Ontology annotation, biological process: tRNA N1-guanine methylation. The transcript is spliced from 5 exons. NCBI's taxonomy places the organism in Eukaryota, Oomycota, Saprolegniomycetes, Saprolegniales, Saprolegniaceae.
GCGGGACCAACAACAGAAUCCAGCGAUGCAACAGAGUCCGUGGACCGUGGCGGCGUGGGUUGGCGCUGUUCUCGUCGUCGCCACGAUCGUCGCAUGGGUACAAGACGCUUCGGAUGAGGUUGCUGCGCAGAAGAAGCGCACCAAGCAACAGCGCCGGCAAGAGCGCAUCGACCAUCGCCGCGCCGCGAUCGACGCCCGCCGAAGAGACAAGAAGCUCCAGCACGAGGCUGAGCGCCAAGCUUCGUACAAAGCCCACGACGAGUGUAUCACCCAAGAAGAAAAGCAGAUGCGGUACGAUGCCAAAAUUGCGCAAAAGCAGCUCGCCAAGACCCAGCUCGAGGACAAGCUCAACUACGCCAUGGCGACAGGCCUCCGCGUCGUCGUCGACCUGAGCUUUCUACGCGACCAAACACCGCGCGAACGCCACAGCGUCAUCAAACAAGUGGCUUGCGUGUACGGUGCGAUGAAGAAGAGCGAACUCCCAUCUCUUCUCUCGCUCCACCUCGCGUCGUACGAAGGCGACAUUGCUGCGCUCUGUGACAAGCGCGGUGCCAGCGCAUGGAAGGUGACGCGCCAUGCCGCCCCAAUAGAAGAGCUUUUUCCGGGCGACACGAUCGUCCUCUUGUCGCCCGACUCGCCCAACGUACUCACGGAGCUGGACCCAGCAACCGUCUACGUCGUCGGUGGGAUCGUCGAUCGCACGGUCCGCAAGAGUGAGACCAUGGCCAAAGCCGCGGGUGUCCACCGUAUUACGACGGCGCGCCUGCCCGUGCAAGAGACGUGCUCUGUUCGAUCGCAUGUGCUCAACAUCGACACGGUGCUGCUGGCGCUCAUGGAAGUCGCCAACCACGGCGAUUGGCACCGAGCCUUUGAAGCAACGCUGCCCAAGCGAUUCUUCCGCGAGGCCAAAGAGUAAACAACUCGACGACCGGGCGAAUGGGAGCGAACACGAACGUUAUAAAAUGCGCAUUAACAAAGACGAGUGCAGAGGACG